Molecule: messenger RNA, 606 nt
Organism: Hippocampus zosterae (dwarf seahorse)
Lineage: Eukaryota; Metazoa; Chordata; Actinopteri; Syngnathiformes; Syngnathidae
Product: dynein axonemal light chain 1-like
Exons: 1
Coding region: 1-606 (201 amino acids)
Cellular component (GO): cytoplasm
Molecular function (GO): protein kinase binding
Source: RefSeq, a predicted model, not a curated record
AUGUCAAAGGCGACGACUCUCGCCAAGGCGUUGCAGAACUGGGAGGCUGAGCAUCCCGGCGAGUCGUUCGUCGACGCGGUCGAGAUCAAGCUCUGCUUCCAGUUCCCCCCCAUCGAGCGCCUGGAGACCACCGUCCUCACCCAGCUCUCCAAGUGCGAGCGGCUGUCGAUCUCCUCGAACGCCAUCGACAAGCUGGUCAACUUCCCGCCGAUGAAGACCCUGACGAGGCUGUCGCUGGGGCGGAACAUGAUCAAACGACUGACGGGGCUGGAGGAGAUCGCCGGCAACCUGCGUGAGCUGUGGCUGUCCUACAACAUGAUCGAAAAGCUGGAGGGGCUCAGCGGCUGCCUCAAGCUCAACACCUUCUUCAUCAGCAACAACCGCAUCAAGGCCUGGGAGGAGCUCGACAAGAUCAAGGAGCUGCCUGAACUCGAAAACGUGGUCUUCACCGGCAACCCUUUCUACGGCAGCCUUGGCGACGAGGCCAAGUACUAUGUCCUCAAGAAGCUGCCCAACGCCAAGAACAUCGACGGCAUCAUCGUCACUGGCGCCCACACUUCCCGCGCCGAAAAACUGCCCGAUGCCUUCCCCGCGCCCGUCAAAUGA